Molecule: messenger RNA, 540 nt
Organism: Gongylonema pulchrum
Lineage: Eukaryota; Metazoa; Nematoda; Chromadorea; Rhabditida; Gongylonematidae
Source: the annotation of a GenBank genome assembly
CCGAUUGAGACCGGUUUGGCUGAGGAACGAUUGCGCACUCGAUUGGAAGAAAUUAACCACAGUGUAAAAGUGAAAAUUUUGUGUUUGUACGGACAAAUGCAUGAGGAUGAUCGAGCCGAAGUCUUCGCACCACUGGAACCAGGCUACCAUCACAAGGUAAUUUUCACAACGAACGUUGCGGAGACAUCGAUAACAAUACCAGGUGUCCGGUAUAUUGUGGAUUGUGGUUUGGCUAAAGUGAAAAAGUUUGAUGCUGUUCGGCGGAUCAGUGUCGUGGAUCUGGAUUUGAUAUCCAAAGUUUCAGCAGAACAGCGAGCUGGAAGAGCCGGAAGGACAGCACCGGGUGUUUGCUUCCGUUUAUAUUCGAAGAAGCAUUUUGAUGGGAUGACACCGACAAAUAACGCCGACAUUGUUCUCAGCAAUCUAGCCGAAGUAGUGCUGUACAUGGUUUCAGUUGGCAUCGAAAAUCCUGAAUCAUUCGAUUUCAUCGAGAAACCAAAUCCAGGCUUACUAAUGCAGGCGCUAAAGCUUCUGAGGUAA